Perca flavescens (yellow perch) is the source of this 4072-nucleotide messenger RNA. RefSeq names its product SH2B adaptor protein 1 (gene sh2b1). Gene Ontology annotation, cellular component: plasma membrane. NCBI's taxonomy places the organism in Eukaryota, Metazoa, Chordata, Actinopteri, Perciformes, Percidae. Gene Ontology annotation, biological process: intracellular signal transduction. The record is from RefSeq and is a predicted model, not a curated record. Gene Ontology annotation, molecular function: transmembrane receptor protein tyrosine kinase adaptor activity.
CGCCGCCCCAAGUAUCGCGAGAACCAGAGGAAGUGCGAGAAGAACGGGUCCAGGCAAGGCAUAGCAAUAUUCAUAUUUAGCAACAACAACAACCUUUACGAAGAAUGGUUAUUCCGUUAUGUAGACGGACAGAAAAAUGAAACGUGCGCCACCACAAAGACGCGGAUGAAAACACAGGACUGUGAUAUACAGGAUGUGGCCUCGUUUCUCCGGAUGUCUGACCGACGGUGAAGAAGGGGCAGACCUUGUGAAUCCCAAACAUCGUACCUCCUCUACCCAUCCAGCUACUGGCUGUCUGGAGCCCGUAUCUUCUUGUUGAAACGACAAAGUAUUUUAAUUCACAAAAUAAUGUAGCAAAGAAAGCUUAUCCCUGGAGCUAUCUGACCUCUUCUACCCCCAUCUUACAUGGGCCCGGGACAUUUUAGGUCUUCAUUUUAGAUGGGGCUGAGCAGGACACUUCAGUCCACACCCAUUAGUAAAUCACCAGACCAAUGUGCCGUGUUUGCCCCCAUCAGUUACCCCAGCUGUGCAGCCCCUUCAGCUCUGCGUCGUAUGUUUGAAGUGAUUUGAUCGACCAAUCACAAUGAACGGUUCUCUUUUAACCCCGCCCAGCCCGCGGGCGGCCAGCUCCUCUCCGUUACCCCCUCCCCCCCCGUCUCCCUCCCCUCCAUCUCCCUCCUUGCUGCCCCUGUCGUCCCGGCCCCCCCCCCCUCCCGCCUGGUGACCCCCCCCCCAGGCUCACCCCUCCUCCCUGUCCGACACCCCCACUCCGUCCCCCUCGCCUUGCCUGAGCUGGACCGAAUUCUGCGAGCUCCACGCCCGCGUCGCGGCCGGUGACUUCGCGCGCCACUUCCGGGCGUUCCUCCUGGAGAACCCCCACUACCCCCCCGACUCGGCCGCCACCUUCUGCCGCCGCUUCACCGACCGGUUCGUCCGCCACUUCCAGAGCGAGCUGGAGGGGGCGCCGCCGCCGCCGCGAGCCUCCGAGAGGGACGACAUGGCGAGCUGGGCUCCCCAGUCGGACGGCACUUCCCUGGAAGAGGAAGCCGUCUCGCCCCUGUCUGUGUCCGGGGGCCGUCCUCCCGUGCCGCCGGCGCCGGCUCGGCUGGUGCUGGAGAACCGCGGCGGGGACCGGUUCCAAGACCCGUACGCCCACGGCCAAGUCCUGCCUCCGUCUUCGUCGUCGUCGUGCUGCUCGUCGGUGGGGGGCAACAACGGGAGGCGAGAGGAGAGGGGGGGGCUGUUCUCCCCAGGGGGGAACGGGGAGGCGCCGGUGGAGGAGGAGGAGGAGGACAGCUGGCUGGGCGUGGCGUCGGUGGAGGAAGACGUGGAGCCGGAGGAGCGGGAGGCGGAGUGUGCCGAGGCGGAGUGUGCCGACCCCUCCUACGCUCAUCACCUCCCUCCUCCCUCGGCGUCCCCCCCGCCCGGCGCCAAAGGUAACGGCGCGCCCGGCUCCAAAAACAAACUGAAGAAGCGCUUCUCUCUGCGCAGCGUGGGGCGGAGCGUGCGGGGGAGCGUGCGCGGCAUCCUGCACUGGCGGAGCUCUUCCGGCGACUCGGCGCCGAGCCCGCUGCCGUCCAGCUACAGCUACACCGGGGGGGCGCAGGAGGCCCAGGGCUGCAAGAGGAGCUCGGGCACCCAGCCCCCCACGCCCACCUCCUCCUCCAUGCCCGUGUCUCUGUCCAUGCCCUUGUCCCUCCCCCACUCCUCCUCCCUGCCCCCCUCCUCGUCCAGCAGCGUCACGUCUCUGUCGCUGUGCGACGCCGCGAGGGAUCGGCGCCGCAGCAACGGCGAGGGAGGCGAGAAGGAGAAGUGGAGCCAUCGCCUGGAGAAGCUCCGACUGUCACGAUCUCCUCCUCCGGUCCUCACCCCGACCUCCGCCCCCCCCCCAUCCUCCUCCUCCUCCUCUUCCUCCACGCUGCCGCCGAGCAGCGCCGCCGCGGCGGGCGCCAUGGGCCCCCCCAGGAGGGUGGGCCGGCUGGUGCGGGAGGGAGGAGUCAGCGUCAGCUCGUCCAGCGAUGAGUUACUGAGCCACGGCUUCUCUGGCUUCUCGUUCGGUCUGCUGCAUCACGGCACGGACACCGACGGAGCCGCCGGCAGCACCGCGGCGUCUCCUGGCGCGGCUCACGGCGGCGGCGGCGUGCCGCUGCUGAUCAGCGGCGCCAACGUGCCCUGGAGGGGGGGCCGCUGGCAGAAGUGUCGCCUGGUCCUCAAAGAGAGGGACCGGGAAGGCAGCGAGCGGGGAGAGGAGUACUACUUGGAGUUCUUCAUUCCACCUAAAUCCUCAAAGCCCCGGCUGACUGUCCCUUGCUGCUCUAUCGUGGACGUGAGGAGCACCACGGCUCUGGAGGUCCCCGACAAGGAGAACACCUUCCUGCUGCAGCUGGAGGGGGGGGCCCAGUACGUGAUCGAGACUCGUGAUGCUGUUCAGAUGAGAGCCUGGCUCAGUGACAUCAGGAACGGCAUCUGUCUCAGUGAACAGGAAGAUGCUGAAGGUGUAUGUAUGGGGCCCUUGGACAUCAGCGGGACACCUGAGAUCGUGGACCGUCUGUCCCAAGUGUGUUACGGAGGUAUCGGAGGAUCCUCUCCUCUGAUGGAUCCUCUCCCACCGGAGCUGCCCCCUCGAGCCCCUCUCGAUGAACCAGACAGCCGGGUCCUCUGUGGAGGCGGGGCGAGCCUGGGCACACCUUUCGCUGAGACGCCAGAUGCCACAGGGUCCUUCCUGUUCUCGGAGGUGACCCCGGCCGAGGCUGUGGAGCAUCCGCUCAGCGAGUGCCAGUGGUUCCACGGGACCCUGUCCCGUCUCAAAGCUGCCCAGCUGGUGUUGGCUGGAGGCCCGGCCAGCCACGGCGUCUUCCUGGUUCGCCAGAGCGAGACGCGGCGCGGCGAGUACGUCCUCACCUUCAACUUCCAGGGCAAGGCCAAGCACCUGCGUCUGUCCCUGAACGAGGACGGGCAGUGCCGAGUGCAGCACCUUUGGUUCCAGUCCAUCUUCGAUAUGUUGGAGCACUUCCGGGUGCACCCGAUCCCGCUGGAGUCGGGCGGUGCCUCAGACGUCACGCUCAUCAGCUUCGUGGGCGCCACGGCUCUCCGGCAGCCAGACUUGACCAGCAGACCCCGUAGCCCCCCCCAGCCUCCUCCACUGCCCCCGGGCCGGCCCCCACCUCCCACCCCUCCCCUGGAGAGAGGAGACGACUCAGAGGCAGCAGGAGGAGCAGCAGGAGCACCAGGAGCAGCAGGAGCACCAGGAGCAGCAGCAGCAGGAGGAGGAGGAGCAGGAGGAGAGGCUGUGGCUACCAUGGCGACGCCACCAACAGGAGGAGGAGGAGGAGGAGGAGGAGGAGAGGAAGACUGGGAGGAGAGGGACAGGGACACUACUCUCCGCCAACUAGACGCUGUGGAGGGAGAAGAGAGGGAGGGAGCUAGGCCGCCCCGAGCCAUCGACAACCAGUACUCCUUCUUCUGAUGGAGGGAGGAGAGGGAGGAGUGUGUGUGUGUGUGUGUGUGUGUGUGUGUGUGUGUGUGUGUGUGUGUGUGUGUGUGAGAGGACGAACGAAUGUGAGAUUGGAUGAGGCAUCAUAGCCAUUCAUAACCAGUAAUUUUAUUUUGUUAGCAAGGUGGAGGAGGAGGAAAAGGAGGAGGUGAUAAAGUACUAACACUAAAGGAGAGAGAGAGAGAGAGAGAGAGAGAGAGAGAAGACGAGUGGUGAGAGCAGCUUUACAACACCAGCUAGCGGUACAUUUCUUUAAUUCUUAGGUAGUCGGAUGAGCUUUUGUUUUAGUGUUGCCGGUACGAGUCCCAGCCGGCUCGCUCUCUCCUCUCGGCGACCGGUCCUGAUACCUCACCGUGGUCGGUCCUGCCGAUCGGCCAAACCCAAAGCCCCAAAGCUUUACAACCUCGCUGGUACGGAGACCCCGUCACAGCUCGCUCCAUCUAAACGCCCCUACGUCUCUACACAGGCUGCUCCAUGUCAGGACCCCCACGGGGGUGAAUAUCGCGCCGAUAAUAACCCGGUAUUAAAGGAACACGCCAACUUAUUGGGACUUUAUCUUAUUCACUGUAACCCCCAGAG